AUGGAUUCAGUCAAAGCAAGCAACAAAAUCACAGACGUAGUAAGGCUUCAGCAAAUACUGAAGAAGUGGAAGAAGUUCGCGAUUACUCAAAAGAGCAAUAGCAAGAAGAGCAUCAGCCUACUCAAAAAGACCUUUUCUUUCUCAGACAGUUCAUCAGUGCUGAACUGCUAUGUUCCAAAAGGAUAUCUUGCACUGUGUGUUGGAAUAGAGAUGAAGAGAUUUGUUAUUCCUAUGGAGUAUUUGAGGCACAAAGCCUUUGAAGUUCUUCUUCAAGAAGCUGAAGAGGAGUUUGGAUUUCAAAAUGAAGGUGUUCUGAGGAUUCCUUGUGAGGUCUCCAUGUUUGAGGAUGUGCUUAAGAUGGUGGAUAAGAAGAACAAGGUUGGAUUUCGUCACUGCUUCUCAGAGACUGAUCUGAGUCAGGAAAAGAAAGAAGCAGCUCGUUACUGA
Messenger RNA from Dendrobium catenatum, 447 nucleotides. RefSeq names its product indole-3-acetic acid-induced protein ARG7-like. Gene Ontology annotation, biological process: response to auxin. The transcript is spliced from 2 exons. The coding region runs from base 1 to 447 and encodes 148 amino acids. NCBI's taxonomy places the organism in Eukaryota, Viridiplantae, Streptophyta, Magnoliopsida, Asparagales, Orchidaceae. The record is from RefSeq and is a predicted model, not a curated record.